Molecule: messenger RNA, 342 nt
Organism: Dryobates pubescens (Downy woodpecker)
Lineage: Eukaryota; Metazoa; Chordata; Aves; Piciformes; Picidae
Product: protein mono-ADP-ribosyltransferase PARP14-like
Exons: 3
Coding region: 1-342 (113 amino acids)
Source: RefSeq, a predicted model, not a curated record
AUGGCGGGGAAGCGCCCGGGCGGCUUUCCGCUGCUGAUCCGCGGUGACUGGGGUCCUGCCGGCCCACCGGCCGCCCUGAAGAAGAAGCUGCUCUGCUACUUCCAGAGCAAGAAGCGCUCGGGCGGCGGCGAGUGUGAGCUGUGGGCUGCCACCGGUACCGGGCACCUCCACGUCUUUUUCGCCCGCUCCGACGUGAAGCAGCGAGUUCUUGAGAGAUCAUGUCAUAAGCUGUGUUUGGGAGAAAAAGGAGAAUUGAAGUUGAUAGUCACAGAUCCUGAAACAGCAGUAGCUGCUGAAGAGGAGAAGGCGUUAGAUGAAAAAUUAGCUCCCACUAAGCAGUGA